CAUGGAGGUGAGCACCGUGUCCCCAUCUCCUGCCUCACCCACUGCAGGGGACGAUCUCUGUGAGACAGAUGUCACCAAGGUGACCAUACACAGUGUGACACUGUUCAUCUGCCUCUGUGGGCUGGUGGGGAACGGGGCUGUCCUCUGGCUCCAGCGCAGGAAAUCCAUCAUUGGCUACAUCUUCACCCAGGCCUUCGAUGACUUUUGCUUCCUCCUCUUCAUGGUCCCCUCCACCCUGCUCUUCCUGGUGGAGGGCAUGUCCUGCUCCAUUAUCAUGUCUCCUGUGUACUUGAGCUUCCUUUUCCAGCUGUCCCUGUUCUCCUACAACAUGGGGCUGUACCGGCUGAUGUUCUUUAACACCAGGAGGUGGAGGUCCAUUGGCUACCAGCUCUGUGGCCACCUGCCCCAGCACAUGCUGUGGCUGGUCAUGAGAGCCCUGCAGUGGGCUUUCUUCUACGCCGUCGUCGCUCUCAAUCCCACUGUGAAUUCCCUGUGCCAGAAAUAUGAGCACAAACACUGCUGGGGAGCUCUCAUCUCCAUGUACACCCUCAACUUCUUCCUCUUUGCUGCACCCCUGGCCAUUUCCAGCACAAUCCUCUUCACUAAGGCUAGGUCUGGUUUCCAGCAGCAGCAGCACCCAGAGAGGCUUGACAUCGUUAUUUUCUUCACUGCACUCUUCACUCUCCCUGUCAGCAUCUGCAAUUUCCUGCAGCAGCUCCAUUACACCGCCGUGUCCUCCCAGGUUGUUUGCCUGCUCAUCUGCAUCCACAGCAGCACCAAACCCUUCAUUUACUUCUUGGCAGGGGGAUGCUGGAGGCCCUGCUGCAGUCUCCUCAGGGACUGCCUCCAGAGGACCUUUCAUGAGUCAAAGGACAGGACUGCCUGCAGCAAUGGUGCUGCUAUGGACACAGGGGUCUGAGCCUGUUCACCCCUUC
Messenger RNA from Cinclus cinclus, 935 nucleotides. RefSeq names its product mas-related G-protein coupled receptor member H-like. Gene Ontology annotation, cellular component: membrane. The transcript has a single exon. Gene Ontology annotation, molecular function: G protein-coupled receptor activity. The coding region runs from base 2 to 919 and encodes 305 amino acids. Gene Ontology annotation, biological process: G protein-coupled receptor signaling pathway. The record is from RefSeq and is a predicted model, not a curated record. NCBI's taxonomy places the organism in Eukaryota, Metazoa, Chordata, Aves, Passeriformes, Cinclidae.